Molecule: messenger RNA, 5764 nt
Organism: Gadus macrocephalus (Pacific cod)
Lineage: Eukaryota; Metazoa; Chordata; Actinopteri; Gadiformes; Gadidae
Gene: megf6b
Product: multiple EGF-like-domains 6b
Exons: 29
Coding region: 277-4152 (1291 amino acids)
Molecular function (GO): protein binding; scavenger receptor activity
Source: RefSeq, a predicted model, not a curated record
ACAACCUCUCUGCCUCUUCAGAAGUCGCACGCAUGUCCGUUCAACAUCUGCGCUAAACGCUGGCGAGCUGUGGUCGUGUCAGUGUCAAACCUCGCCGUGCCCGGGAUACCAUGGAAGAGUCGAUGGAAGGUGCUGGUCCUAUCUUCUAACGAGAUCUGAGCUGCUUAAAAAUGUCUGAAUAUAGCCUAUUGAACUAGGAAGAUUUUGGGGGUUUACUUUUUUGGGGGUCAAGUGUUGCUUGUUUUUGCAAAAUUGAUUUAACAGUAGGAAGAAAAGAUGGAGAUACUUUUUGCAUUAUUUUUUAUUUUUACUAACGAGGUUCUGGCGUCCCGGUAUGGCAUGGACAAUAACCUCCAACCAUACAUGCCCAACGUGUGUGUGGAGAGGGAGGUGGCGAUGGUAGCCCAGAGGCAGCCCUGCGUGCAGGCCUUCACACGCAUGGUCAAGGUGUGGAAGCAAGGCUGCGUCGGACAGGCGUGGUGCAUGGGCUAUGAAAGACGGACAGCCUACUAUACUGCCUUCAGACAAGUGUACCGACAGGACUAUCAGACGGUUUACAAGUGUUGCCCUGGAUGGUCACAACUGAACGGAGAAGCUGGGUGCCUCUAUCCGGUGUGCAGCUACGGUGUGUGCUUCAAUGGCGGCCGGUGUCGGGAGGGCUCCAGCCAGCUAUGCCACUGUCCGGCCGGCUUCAACGGACCCAGCUGCCAAUAUGGUGAGUCUCCCAGACAGUCUCUCCCCCGGCGACUUCUUCUGCUCUUCCUCCUAAUGGGAGCACUCGGACUCCGGCCUGGGUUAAUUUCAGGCAAAAGUACAGAGACAGACCAAAGUCAAAUCAAUACUCAGUUAUCAAUACCCAUCAAUACUAUAAACUCUAUCAAUACUAAUUUAGCUCUGAAGCUCCUAUGUAGCAUCCUGCAUAUCACUACAUGUUUUGGUGUUGAGCCUAUGCCUUCUGUCCUGUGGUCAGUGUGUCUGGAGGAGACGUUCGGCCAUGACUGCAGCCUGACCUGUGAGGACUGUUCCAACGGAGGGAGGUGCAGCGCGGGGAGGAACGGCUGCGACUGCCCUGCAGGAUGGGUGGGCAUCGUCUGCAACCAGACGUGUCCUGAGGGGUGGUUUGGUAAAAACUGCUCCUCCCCCUCCAAGUGUAAGAACGGCGCCAGCUGUGAUCCAACCAAUGGGAGCUGCCGCUGUCCGCCGGGGGUCAGCGGCGAACUGUGCCAGGACGGCUGUCCAAAGGGCUUCUAUGGAAAGCAGUGCAACAAGAAGUGUAACUGUGCCAACAACGGCCGCUGCCACCGGACCUACGGGGCGUGUCUGUGUGAGCCCGGGCUCUACGGGAGGUUCUGCCACCUCCCCUGUCCCAAGUGGGCCUUCGGUGCGGGCUGCUCUGGAGAGUGUCCGUGCCUCCAGAAGAACACCUUGGAGUGCCACCGUCGCCAUGGCACCUGUGUAUGCAAACCCGGUUACCAUGGCAACACCUGCGGCCAAGAAUGCGACCCGGGUUCCUACGGCGCGGGCUGUGAGAAGAGGUGCACCUGUCCUCCAGGUGUGUCCUGCCAUCACGUGACCGGGGAGUGCCAGAGGAAAUGCCCGGCCGGUCGUCGUGGCAACAACUGCGAGCAAGAGUGCCCAGAGGGCCGGUUCGGGCCGGGCUGCGACCAGGCCUGUAACUGCACGGGAGCCCCCUGUGAUGAGGUGACGGGGAAGUGCGGCUGUCCCGCGGGAACCUCGGGGAAACACUGCCAGAACCUGUGUGAGGAGGGCUACUGGGGCCCGGCCUGCGGAGAGAGCUGUCCGGCCUGCGAACACGGCGGCGUCUGCGAUAAACACAACGGCUCCUGUGCAUGUCCACCGGGCUUCAGCGGCACACUCUGCCAGGACUCGUGUCCGGUCGGCUGGUUCGGGCAGGGCUGCCAGCUGAGGUGUGUGUGUGAGAACAACGCGCACUGCCACCCGGUGACCGGGCGCUGUACCUGCGCCCCGGGCUGGACGGGACACAGCUGCAGGAAAGCGUGUGACGCGGGCCACUGGGGCGAGGACUGCGUCCAGGCCUGCGACUGUAAGAACGGCGACGGCAGCUGUGACGCCACCACGGGCCAGUGCAACUGUGAGGCGGGGUACACGGGAGCACGCUGCCAGCACCAGUGCCCCGGCGGGACGUUCGGUCUGGGCUGUCGCCGGCGCUGCCAGUGUGACAACCAGGCGUCAUGUGACCACGUGAGCGGCGCGUGCACCUGCCGCGUCGGCUGGACCGGGAGCUUCUGUGAAAAACCCUGCCCGCAGGGCUUCUACGGCCUGGACUGCCAGGAGAGGAGUGUGUGUCUGAACGGGGGGAGAGGCGACCACGCCAGCGGUGUGUGUUCCUGCCCCGCGGGAUGGAUCGGCCCGCACUGCAAUCUGACUUGUCCGGACGGUUCCUAUGGCGACGGGUGUAACCAAAGCUGUGGCUGCCAUAACGAGGGCAGCUGCCACCCAGCCAGCGGGCAGUGUGUGUGCGCCCCGGGCUGGACCGGACCCAACUGCACAGGAGAAUGUCCCUCGGGUUUCUAUGGCGCGGACUGCCGCCGGAGGUGCCUGUGUCAGAACGAGGCCACAUGCGACAAGACAGACGGGAGGUGCGCCUGUGCCGAGGGGUGGAUGGGCUCGGCCUGUGAGCUGGAAUGUGCGGUCGGCCAGUUCGGUGUGGACUGCCAGCAGCGGUGUGUGUGUGAGAACGGAGGCCGGUGCGACAGACACUCAGGCCAGUGUAGCUGCGCUGCCGGCUGGGUGGGAGACCACUGCGAGAGAGGGUGCGAUGCGGGGCGCUUUGGCGCCGGCUGUGAGCAGAGGUGCCAUUGUGAGCAUGGAGCUCUGUGUGACCACGUGACGGGGGAAUGCCUGUGUCCCCCCGGCUGGAGAGGAAAGCUCUGUGAUAAAGCGUGUCUCCCCGGGUCGUUUGGCACGGGCUGCUCCCGGCGCUGCGGCUGUUCCCGCGGUACCUCCUGCCACCACAUCAGCGGGGAGUGUGGCUGUCCCCCCGGGUUCACCGGCAACGGCUGUGAGCAAGCGUGUCUCCCGGGAACCUACGGGCUGAACUGUAACCAGGUGUGCCAGUGUUCAGAAACCAACCAGCUCUGCCACCCGGUGUCCGGUCUGUGUUACUGCGCCCCCGGUUUCCAUGGGCCCAGAUGCAAACAAACGUGUGUAGAGGGCCGAUACGGACCGAACUGCGGCCGCGAGUGCCAGUGUGAAAACAGCGGCCGGUGCAACCCCGCCACGGGCACCUGUGAGUGCUCGGCGGGCUUCAUCGGAGCGCACUGCAACAACACCUGUCCUGCAGGGCGCUACGGCGCUGACUGUGCCCUGGUGGCCCUGUGUGUGGCGGGGGCCCACAGUAACCCGGUGUCUGGCCGCUGCGUCUGCAACCCGGGGCGGAGAGGAGAAGACUGCGGCCAUGGCUGUUCCCCAGGCUGGUAUGGUGCAGGCUGUGCCCAUCGUUGUAACUGCAGUAAUGGAGGUCUGUGUGAUCCUGCCUCUGGAACUUGUACCUGUGGACUGGGCUGGGCCGGCAAGCACUGUGAUACAGCGUGCUCCGCGGGGAGCUUCGGCGCCGGCUGCCUGCUGCGCUGCGGAUGCAGGAACAACGGGACGUGUGACCGGGUGACGGGGGCCUGCCAGUGUGGGCCGGGCUACUACGGUCACCUGUGUGAACACGGCUGCCCCCCCGGUCUCCACGGAGCCCUCUGCCUGCUGCAGUGCGACUGCAUGAACGGGGCGUCCUGUCACCCCGCCACGGGCCAGUGCGUCUGUCCUCCGGGUUACCAUGGCGCCCGCUGCCACAGAGUGUGUGAACAGGGCGCAUUCGGCCAGGGCUGCUCCCGGGUGUGUGACUGUGAGGGGGACACGCCCUGCGACCCGACCACAGGGGCCUGUCGGUGUCCUUCAGGGAAGACCGGAGCCAGAUGUGACAUCGACUGCAAGGCCAACCAGUACGGACCGGACUGCACGGAGACCUGUCAGUGUGAAAACGGGGCGCACUGUAACCAUAGAAACGGCCAAUGCACCUGUCUCAACAGUUGGAUCGGAGUCACAUGUCAAGAAGACGGACCCCUCCGUCUCCCAGAGAGAAGUAUCGUAGGAGACACGCUGGAGGAAAAUGCGUUAUAACUGCUCCAGUGAUGGGAGCCACACACCAGCCCCGCUAAGACAGACUCACCGUAGGGUUCCACCCAGGUGAGGGACAGGGCGCUGACGAGAAGACUGUUGAGGUGUUCCUGAGGGGGGGGGGGGGGGGGGGGCGGGAAGGACCCAUUUUGUGGUGGGAGUUGCGCAAAGCACCCAUGGAAAAUUUAAAACACAACACGAGGAUCCUCCACUACGCUCUGGCUGUCCUCAGGUCUAUGCACGAGACAAGAGAGCGCAUUCGCUUUACAUCGAGGAUGUCCAAUAGGUCAGAGAGCGUUCUGCUGUCCAUUUUGUCUCUAUGCUGUCCGGUUUAUGUCCAUAACAAAUGCAAAGACAGUUGAGCAUAAUAUUAAGAAUGAAAGUAUGUGAAAGUUACUCUACAUGUAUGGUGUGGCUAGCUAUAUGACACCACACUUCCACUCCAAGUGGUCAUGUUUUAAUAAUGCAAGGAAGUGGUUUGCAGCUCUGUAUGUGUAUCAAGUGAAAUCCUCCAGCUAUUGGUGCUAUGCUUCUUCACAGUGUGCAGGCCUGUGGGGCCAUACGAUGUUGUACAGUUUAAAAUACAUUUAGCACAAUGCGGUUCACCGAAUUCUUUAAAAGGAGAAGUCAGGAGGAGGCCCCUGCUUUUAGAGUAACUGGCGAUUAUCAACCGCAAUGCAUAGAUGCAUGGAGUAAAGCUUAAUAACCUUUUUUUAUAUGUAUAAAUUGCCAAGUUAUAUUUAUAUUUCACAGCUGUACACAUUUGAAUACACGUCGUUUUUGUGUUAAUGUAUAUUUAAUUGUUGAGCUAUAUUUCAUGUCCACCAAUGGGAGAAAAAUGGUCGGUAAGCCUAUGAAGUCGGUGUAUGCAACUCAUACGGGGCACAAAUAAUAAACAGUGUUGCGUCCGUUUUUUCCCAUUGUCAUUUUAAUUUCAUUAAAGAGUAAAGCUGUACAUCCUGUCUAAAUUCAGAUUCAAGCACAGUGCAGUUAGCAAUGCCUGCAAAUUAAAGAAAAAGGCUGAGGUGAUCACAACCAAAAAUAAUAAAUAUAUACAAAGGUCAAACUAUAUACAGACCCAGGGAGAUAUCUUACUCUCACUCGGAUGUCUUCAUAGAGUGAAUUUAGUCCACCAUUUGCAUUCAAUUCAGAGCAUACCUCAAUGCACACAACGAUACAAAUCAAUUGCUUAUUUUGUCAGUCUCUAUAUUGAUACAAUAUUAACAGAGGAAAUGCAGCAUGGUAAAAAUACAAAAAAAAACUUUCCCGAAUCGCUCCAACAUAAAAAAUAUAUUCUGUUUAACCUUGGAUCUUCCAUUUAAGAAGCCAUGACAUAUAAUCGGUGUGUCUGAUUUAUAUUGUCUAAAACAAAUUGUUUUGUACGUCUAAAAUAAACAAAGGUGGAGCCCCUUCAAAGCACUGUAUUUCCUGUACAUCCAUCAGUAAUCCAGGUCAGAGAGGACGCUUCACUAUUGCAGCCUUUUAAUGAAGCUUUUGAAACAUUGCUAUGAAUACGGUGCACGGUAACGCCAGCGACGGUCCAGAUGUUUCUCACAACGCAAGUGCAGGUGAUUCAGAGAUGAGCCCUGUGCAACACUGCGGGAUAGAAGGUAUA